AUGGAUUGGGAAGAUCAAGCCAUCACUUCCGCCACGUACCAGAAAAUUCAAUACCCAUUUCUUAGGGGAAGUGUCGGGCAGAUCGACAACAAUCAAGCAAUGGUGAGAAGAUGCUUAGCUCAAGGGCUGAAGAAUAGCAAGCAAGCACAGUUCAUACCGGUAAGCCAAACAGAACUAGUAGGGAAGGAAGCAGAUCUCAUUCCUGACAGUCGAGCAGACCUGAAGGGAAAGGGAAUAGCCAUCCAUCAAUAG
This is a messenger RNA of Prunus armeniaca (apricot), 252 nucleotides long. The record is from the annotation of a GenBank genome assembly. Lineage: Eukaryota; Viridiplantae; Streptophyta; Magnoliopsida; Rosales; Rosaceae.